Molecule: messenger RNA, 3414 nt
Organism: Rotaria sordida
Lineage: Eukaryota; Metazoa; Rotifera; Eurotatoria; Philodinida; Philodinidae
Source: the annotation of a GenBank genome assembly
AUGGAAGAUCGAGAUGGUAAAAAAACAUUUGUUAUACCAAAAACUCGUACAUCAAAUAAAGAUGUUUUAAUAACAGAAAAAACUGAUAGUCGUAAUGUAACAGAAUUAUUUGAUGAUAUAAAAUCUUGUUCAUUAGAAGCACAUUUUGAUUUUCGACAAAAUGAAUGUAAAUCAUGUGAAACAAUACGUAAUCAAAAAUUACAAAAAUUAUAUAAUGAAAGAAAAACUCAGAUGAAAAAAGAUCAAGAUCCAACAGAACGUUUUGCUUUUCAUUUAAUUACAUCUCGAGAUAUAGCACUAAAUAUAGCAACUGAUGGUAUUACAUGUGAACAAUUAUCUUUUUCACUUGAUAAAUAUCUUGGAAAUCCUAAGGAUGGUAUACAUCUAUCACGACGACCAGAUGUUCUUUUAGCAUCAUCUGGUAUACAAGGACUUCAUAAAUUUGGAUUAUUAAUUUGUAAAAUAAUUUUGGGUAAAGGAUAUGCAACUAUACCUUCAAUAAAUAAUAAACAAUUAUCUGCACAAUUACAUUAUGAUCAUCAUUUUUGUAAAAUUCAAUCGUUAAAUAAAGAACAACGUCAUAUUGAUGAUUUAUUAGCAAAUAGUUUAAUAUUCUGUUAUGAACAUGAAGAUUUAAAAACUCUUUCACGUCCAUCUCAAAUCUUACCUCUUGCAAUCCUAUGGUAUGAUCUUAAAGAAAAAUUCUCAUCUAAAUUAACAUCAACAUCUCAAGAAUCUCAACAGAAUAAUGAUAAACCAAUUAAAUUAAAAAAUUCAAAUCAAAAUAAAUCAUCUAUAAAAUCCAUACCAAAACCAAUCUCAACAUUAAAUACUGGUACUUGGGAUGAUCUUACACAAGAAUCAACAAAUACUUCAAUAAUAUCAACUAUAUCAAAUAAAUAUCCUAGUCAACUUAUGUUACCAUUAUCAUCAUUUAGUAAUUUACAACCAUUAACUAAUUAUCGUGAUCCUCGUUUAAUACGAACAGUUAUUUCAUCGGAAAUAAUUCCAUUAUCACCUCAACAUCCAAUAAAUGAACGAUCACAAUUAGAUGGAUCAUCAUUAAAAUCAAUAAAUAAUAUUAAAAAAAAUUCUUUAAUUAAUAUUCCAUUAAAUUCAACAACAGAAUUAAUUGAUCCACGUUUACAAACUUAUAAAUCAAAACAAAAUAUUUUUUAUCUUGAAUUAAAAGCUGUUAAACAUGCAUUACAACAACAAAAACGUCUUAAUAAUUAUUAUUAUAAUUCAAAAAAUAAUACAAAACCUAAAACAAAUUAUACACUUAUACCAUUUCUUAUACGUUCAAUGUCAUCAGAUGAAUAUGAAACAAAUAAUAAUAAUAAUAAUAAAGUAUUAAAUCAAUCAUCUUAUUCAGAUUAUUCAUCAUUAUUUGUAUCAGUUGUUGAUUGUUUUCAUUUUGGUUUAAAAAAUCCAAAUAAUCAAUUAUAUAUUGAUUUAGAAGAAAAUGAUAAUAAAUUAGCAUAUGAACAAAUAAAUAUAUCAAAUCAAUUAAUUCAAUAUGAAAAACAAUUAAAUUCUCAAGAAAUACGUUUACAUUUAAGAGAAAAACGACAAAGAAAAAUUCAAGAAUAUUUUAAUCAACAAAAAAAAAAUCAAUUAGCAAAUUCUAGAACUUAUAUUAAUCUCGGUCGAAAAGUAUUAAAAGAACAUCAAAUAAUAACAACAUCGUCAUCAUCAUCAUCAUCAUCAUCAUCAUCAAAUCAACAAAUAUCAUUAGAAUUAUUAGAUUUUUUUUGUUAUGAAUAUCAACAUGAAAAUCGACCUAAUGUAAAACGUCUUUUAGCUGAACUUAUUGGAGUUUUUGUUGAUAAAUAUGGUUUGGAAAAUAAACAAACUACAUCAAACAAUAUUCAAGAUAAAGUAAUUGAAGAUGCUGUCAUGGACGAUCAAACAAUCAAUACUGUUAUUGAUAUGGAUCUUGAAUCUCCAUCUUCACAAGGAUUAUGUGAUUAUGAUGAACGUUUUCGAGCACAAACACCACAACCACCACCACCAUCUGUCAAUGAAUCAACCUAUAAUCAACUUCUUACAUCUUUACCUAUAACUCAAACAUUAUCUAUAGAAACAAAUAAAACAUCUGAUGAAUUAAAUAAUAAUAAUAAUAAUAUUGAACUUGUUCAACCUAUACAAAUAGAUUUACCAUUAUCUAUAACAAAUAUAACUACUGAUAAUGUUGUUUUUAAAUCAAAUAAUGAAUCAAUUGAAUUUCCAUCUAAUGAAAAUAAUAAUAUUGAUAAUAAUCAUUCAAUAAAUAUGAAUAAUGAUUUAACACAAAUAAUAAAUUCAAAUUCAUCAAUGGAUAUUGAAAAUGAUUCAACUCGUUCACGUGAUGAAUUUGUUAAAUUAUUAACAAAAGAAGUUUAUACAAUAAAAUCACCAAGUCCAUCAAAAAUUCUUAAUCAUCGUAGACGUUCAUAUGAUAAUGAUGAAUCAAAUAUAAAUAAAAAUCUUUCAUCAACACGAACAGUAACACUUGUAUCAAAAAAUUAUGAAGAUAAUAUAAUAAUUGAAACAACAAAUAUGAAUCAAGAAAAACAAGAUGAAGAACCAACAGUUAAACGUAUUAAAAUUACAUCAAAUAGUGACACAGAUUCUCCUAUUAAAAUUAUCGAUGAUCAUGAUUAUCGUCAAGAUCUUGAUGAAAGAAAACGACAAAUACAAAUGAAUAAACAAUCAUCACGUUCUCGUUCACGUUCAAAAUCCACAAGUUCACGUAAUUCAUCUAUAAAAGAAUCUAAAACACGAUCACCAUCAUCAUCAUCAUCAAGUCGUGCAUCAUCAAUUAGUAAUCGUUAUCGACGACAACAACAAAAUGAAUAUAACUAUGAACAUCAACAUUCAUCAGAUAGAUCUUAUCAUUAUCAUCAACGAAAUAUAAAUAAUUCAACUUCAAUUCAUUCACAACCUAUACGUCAUCAAAGAUUUAAUUAUAAUCAUCAAUCAGUUGCUGAUCAUCCACGUUUUGCUAAUUUAAAUACACGAUCUACUCCAAUAAAGAGUCUCAUGUAUGAUUCAUUUAAUACAUCGAAUUAUUCACAAUCCAUAACAGAUUAUCAUGAUAGAUCAACUAUAACAAAUACAAAUCAAAAAUACUGUUUUAACUCUUCGUAUUAUAAUGAAAUAUCUUCUAACUAUCAAAAUUAUUCAGAUAAUCAGAAUAAUAAUCUUCCACCACCUCAACCAUUAAUGUCAACUACACCAGCAAUGAAUUUUUCCUAUUCAUAUGAUUCAAAACCAUCUAAUACAAUAGAACGUUUACAAAUGAUUCUUCAAAAUAGAUCAACAACAUCAUAUGAACAUGAACAAACAUCAAUAAAUGAUUAUUCUUCAUCGUCUUAUGCAAUGAAUCCAUCUCAAAAUAGUAAUAAACCUCCUUGGUCUUCAACAAGAUAA